CGGGGCGGGGAGCAGGCUGGGAGCUGCGGGGAGGGCAAACUUCCCGCGGGCGCGCGGAGCGAGGACGGUGACAGCCACGCGCGCGCGUGCGUGCCCUGCUACCGCGCGGCCCCGCGACCCCCGUAGGCAGCCGAGAGGCGCGCCGGGUCUGGCAGCCGCUGUCUAGGAUUCCUGUCCCCGGGCGUGCCCGACGUCCCCGGCUCCACUCUCAGAGUGUCGGGCCUGGCCCGCCCCGUCGGCUCCUGUAGCGUCUCCUCCUUGCCGCCGUCCGGGCCUGCCCCGCAACUCCCCUUUUCUGCUCCUGGGGCAGGGUCCUCGCGGCCCAUGCUGGCCGCUGGGGACCCACGCAGCCCAGAUCGCUCUUGGGCCGGCCAGCCGGCCACCAUGGUGGCCCUGAGGCCUGUGCGGCUCCUCCAGGGGGGCUAACAGGUCCAGAGCAGAGGCUUUGGGGCGCGAGGGUCCCGGGCCUGAGCCCCGCGCCAUGGCCGGGGCCAUCGCUUCCCGCAUGAGCUUCAGCUCGCUCAAGAGGAAGCAGCCCAAGACGUUCACCGUGCGGAUCGUCACCAUGGACGCCGAGAUGGAGUUCAAUUGCGAGGUGAAAUGGAAAGGAAAGGACCUGUUUGAUUUGGUGUGCCGGACUCUGGGGCUUCGGGAAACCUGGUUUUUUGGACUACAGUACACAAUCAAGGACACCGUGGCCUGGCUCAAAAUGGACAAGAAGGUGCUGGAUCAUGAUGUUUCAAAGGAGGAACCGGUCACCUUUCACUUCCUGGCCAAAUUUUAUCCUGAGAAUGCUGAGGAAGAGCUGGUUCAGGAGAUCACACAACACUUAUUUUUCUUGCAGGUGAAGAAGCAGAUUUUAGAAGAAAAGAUCUACUGCCCCCCUGAGGCUUCUGUGCUCCUGGCUUCUUAUGCCGUCCAGGCCAAGUAUGGUGACUAUGACCCCUCAGUGCACAAGCGGGGGUUUUUGGCCCAAGAGGAAUUACUUCCAAAAAGGGUAAUAAAUCUAUACCAGAUGACUCCGGAAAUGUGGGAGGAGAGAAUUACAGCUUGGUAUGCAGAGCACCGAGGCCGAGCCAGGGAUGAAGCUGAAAUGGAGUACUUGAAGAUAGCUCAGGACCUGGAGAUGUAUGGUGUGAACUACUUUGCGAUUCGGAAUAAAAAGGGCACAGAGCUGCUGCUUGGAGUAGAUGCGCUGGGACUUCACAUCUAUGACCCUGAGAACAGGCUGACCCCCAAGAUCUCCUUCCCGUGGAAUGAAAUCCGAAACAUCUCGUACAGCGACAAGGAGUUUACUAUUAAACCACUGGAUAAGAAAAUCGAUGUCUUCAAAUUUAACUCCUCAAAACUUCGUGUUAAUAAGCUGAUUCUUCAGCUAUGUAUCGGGAACCACGACCUAUUUAUGAGAAGAAGGAAGGCUGAUUCUUUGGAAGUUCAGCAGAUGAAAGCCCAGGCCAGGGAGGAGAAGGCUAGAAAGCAGAUGGAGCGACAGCGCCUAGCUCGAGAGAAACAGAUGAGGGAGGAGGCUGAGCGCACAAGGGAUGAGUUGGAGAGGAGACUGCUACAGAUGAAAGAAGAAGCGACCAUGGCCAACGAAGCACUGAUGCGGUCAGAGGAGACAGCCGACCUGUUGGCUGAAAAGGCCCAGAUCACUGAGGAAGAAGCCAAGCUCCUGGCGCAGAAGGCUGCAGAGGCAGAGCAGGAGAUGCAGCGCAUCAAAGCCACAGCCAUUCGGACAGAGGAGGAGAAGCGCCUGAUGGAGCAGAAGGUGCUGGAGGCUGAGGUCCUAGCACUGAAGAUGGCUGAGGAGUCAGAGAGGAGGGCCAAGGAGGCAGAUCAGCUGAAGCAGGACCUGCAAGAAGCACGUGAGGCAGAGCGAAGAGCCAAGCAGAAGCUUCUGGAAAUCGCCACCAAGCCCACAUAUCCGCCUAUGAACCCAAUUCCAGCACCGUUGCCUCCUGACAUACCAAGCUUCAACCUUAUCGGUGACAGCCUGUCUUUCGACUUCAAGGAUACUGACAUGAAGCGGCUUUCCAUGGAAAUAGAGAAAGAAAAAGUGGAAUAUAUGGAGAAGAGCAAGCAUCUCCAGGAGCAGCUCAAUGAGCUCAAGACAGAAAUUGAGGCCUUGAAACUAAAAGAGAGGGAAACAGCUUUGGACAUUCUGCACAACGAGAAUUCAGACAGAGGCGGCACCAGCAGCAAGCACAAUACCAUUAAAAAGCCUCAAGCCCAAGGCAGAAGACCUAUCUGCAUUUGAGCCCUCAAAGUAGGUUAUUCCCAGCUCACUUUGCAGAGUGCCAAGUCCCGAGUGGCCUUCUUUGAAGAGCUCUAGCAGGUGACCCGGCCACCCCAGGAUCUGCCACUUCUGCUGCUACUGGCACCAGCGGGAUGGGUCCAACACCAUGGAAACCAUCCAAAGGGGGCUGCCUGGGGGCUCCUGUGGGAGCUCCAGAAUUUCCCCCAGCUUAGUGGAGAGCCCAACCCCCUUCAUGUGCAAUUGCCUUUGAACUAUGACCCUGUAGAGAUUUCUCUCAUGGUGUUCUAGUUCUCCUGACCUGCGAUUUUAAUUUUUUUUUUGAGAAGUGUUUGUCUUUUUUUGUUUUAUGUGGGAUCCCAUAAUUCCUUUGUUCCGGCACCAUGGUGCGUGUGUCUGCCCAGGGCUGACCUCCAUAGCCUUGUCUAGGAAGUGGUUUUAGGGGGUGAAGUGCAGGGGCGUCCUGGAGGCCAGGAGGCUGGUCUUACCACCCCACCCUGCCCAGGGUUCCAGAACGUCCAUCCCCUCCACGGACAAAGA
Molecule: messenger RNA, 2794 nt
Organism: Sciurus carolinensis (gray squirrel)
Lineage: Eukaryota; Metazoa; Chordata; Mammalia; Rodentia; Sciuridae
Gene: Nf2
Product: NF2, moesin-ezrin-radixin like (MERLIN) tumor suppressor
Exons: 17
Coding region: 482-2257 (591 amino acids)
Biological process (GO): positive regulation of protein localization to early endosome; regulation of cell shape; positive regulation of early endosome to late endosome transport
Cellular component (GO): filopodium; apical part of cell; cytoskeleton
Molecular function (GO): cell adhesion molecule binding; actin binding
Source: RefSeq, a predicted model, not a curated record